Kockovaella imperatae is the source of this 817-nucleotide messenger RNA. RefSeq lists its product as hypothetical. The transcript has a single exon. Lineage: Eukaryota; Fungi; Basidiomycota; Tremellomycetes; Tremellales; Cuniculitremaceae. Bases 192 to 701 code for a protein of 169 amino acids. The record is from RefSeq and is a predicted model, not a curated record.
UCUGCAUCACGGUCGCACCACAAAACAUGACGGGCGGAUCCCCAUCGAUUGAAAGCAUAUCAUUCGCACCGGGUUUUUUUAGCCCACCUAAAGAUCCGCACUACUGUUCGCUAUGAACAUCAUCUCUGAUCCUCUCCUCGUCCCACCGGACAGUCUCUGCACGCACCCGUAUAUGGAAUCAUCGAUGCACCAUGCUCAAGGGCUCUUGGCAUGUGCGCUAUGCCAAAGAAUCUGAUCCAAGCGCUAAAAAGAGCAUGGGCGACAUGACAGAGACACCCUUUUGUGUGUCACAAACAAUGCCUAGCGAUGCUGGCCAGAAUGUUUGGAAGACACUCGAGUGCAUUGAUACAGGAUUCAUCGUUCUUCACUUGAUCUACACUGACGGGGAUAUUCAAUACAGAAGGGAACCCUGCUUCUGUUUGACGCUGAGCUCAUCAUCAUCAUCAACAGGAACGGACGGACUCCUCCUUUCUCCUGCCUUUGGUGAGUGUUGUGUGUCAAGAAGUUUCUUCGCUGACGUUUACCCUUCAGCUCCGCCCACCCACAUACACACCCCUCUCCUGUGUAUACGCAGACAUAUCAUCAUUGCUCUGUCCCCCCUCACCCCACCUCACUGCGACCACUGCCUUAAUUAUAGAGAUCCCCCUGCACUGCAUUGGAAAGCCGAAGCACAGGUCCGACGACUAUAUACAUCAACUUGAAACUUUUUGUCCACCUCACAGAUCUUCCAGACACCAUCAUGUUGACCCUCUUCUACCUCCCAUUGUUGCUCCUCGCGCCAUUGUUCACUCUUGCAGACUCGCAGGAUCCAGGUGAG